AGUUAUACUAGCCUGACACAAAUAGAGGUUACAAAGGGUGAUCAAAUUACUUUGACAUCAUCUGUAUGCUCUUAGAGAUUAUAAAAUCUCCAAGGCCCUGCUGCUUUGUGAAAGAUUACCCUGUGUAACAGAAAUGGUAACAAAGGAAUCUUACUUACAUGUUUUCAUCCUGUUCUGAGAAACCCCAUCUAUGAUUCUUUACAUCAUGGCUCUACAUUGGCCCACAGUACAUACUGUGCUUUGGACUAUUCUGUAUUUGUUCACAAAAAACAUCAGAGCGUCACCAUGUGCUGAGGUAAACAGUUCGUCAACAGUGGUUCCUUUUGGCUCAGCAGUCACCGCUUCCUGUUACAUCAAAGAAGAGUGUUCACUCACAAAAACCCAGGAUUUUCUCAUUAAGUGGAAGAAAAAUGCUAACUUUAUACCCAGUCGUAAACGCAGUCAGAAUGUAUAUGAAAUCCUCAUCUCUAACUUCACUGACAUGCAAGCUGUGCUGGAAUGUUGUAUCUGCUUAUCUGAUCACUGCCAGGUGGUAGAUGCCGUGGAGAUCAGAACAGCAUAUCCUCCACCUGUCCCACAGAACCUGACUUGCCUAUUAAAGCUUAAUGAACCUGCUACUCUGCUGUGUACAUGGGAACCUGGUCAAAAAACUUCAGUCAUUCCAACAAACUACACUCUGUACACAGAAAUCAGAGAUACAUCGAGUCCAUUACAAAGGUUCACCUAUGUUCCACCACCUGAGGAGCAUUUCUACAAUGUUCCACGUGGCGGCUUCAUUUUGUUUCAUGAAAUGCAAGUUUAUGUGGUAGCAAUGAAUGCCCUUGGCCAGGCUACAUCUAACCUCCUAGUGGUGGAUCCUAUGAAAACAGCUAAGCUGGAUGCUCCAGUAAUUCAAGGAAUUGGAACACAAACAUUUGGAUGCCUUGAAUACAAAUGGAGUCUCUCACAUACUCAGAAUUGGAUAAAAAAGGCCUUGUAUAUAGAGAUCAGAUUUAAACCUGUGAAUAGCAAGAUUUUCCAAAAAGAGCAGUUGAUUCAUAAACCUGAUCGCAAAUGUAAGGUGUGUGGUCUGCUUCAUGGCAUGAGCUACGAAUUACAGAUGAGGGUAAGGUAUCAGAGCAGCAACCCAUGGAGCGAGUGGAGUAAUGCUACAGUGGCUACUACACCCAUGAAAGCUCCCACUGGUCGGCUACACACAUGGCUGAAGCCACAGAAGACAGAAAGCAGGAGUCAGACAGUAGACCUCUUCUGGAAGCCAUCUUUCCAGUUCCGUGCCAACAGCAUGAAUGUGCUUUACACCGUAUCACUAAUGGGAGAAUUCACAAAGAAGGAAGAAACUGUAUGUGUCACAGAUCAGCAACACUGUUCUUUCCAGAUGAAUGCAAAGGUCAGGAAGGUCGUCCUAACUGCCAUGAAUGAAGUAGGGAAAUCCCCCCCUAGUGAAAUGCGAGUGUGCAUACGAACAGGAAUGGCUCCUGUCCGUUUUCUGAUAAUAUAUCCACAAUCUGAAGAUUCAUUGCUGGCCAAAUGGAAAAGCCCAGAUACAUCAGUGAUUAGAGCUUAUGUGGUGGAGUGGAAACCAUGGGGAAUGACUCUAGAUCAUGUCUCUUUUGAUAUUGUGGACAGAAAUCAGACCAGCUUUUUAAUAUCAAGUCUUGAACCUUACAUGCCUUAUGAAAUUUCAGUGUAUCCAAAGUAUGAAUGUGGUGUUGGUCAGCCCUCCAGCACUGUGGCAUACACAAAACAAAAAGCCCCCUCCAUAUCUCCAGAAUUGGAGAUUGGAAAGAUCAUGCCUUCUUUUGUUGAACUUUUCUGGAAUGAAAUCCCAUUGCCCCAGAGGAAUGGAAUCAUUACUGGCUAUAGGAUUUUCUACAGUGAUGAGAAAAACAAUACAGGAGUUAUAGACACUGAAAGGACAAACAGACAAGUAGUGCUUAAAGAUCUCUAUCCUUUAACCAACUACAAACUCUUCCUCAUGACUAGCACACAUGGUGGCAGUGUGAAUGGGUCCAUUGUCACAGUGAAAACUGCAUCUAUUGAUGCCUUUGAGAUAGUUCUGAUUGUCAUUCCAGCAUGUGUUGGAUUAGCACUUUUCUUCUUUGGUGUGUUUACCUGUUUUAUCAAACAAAAAUGGAUGAAGAAGUAUGUGUGGCCAGUGAUUCCAGACCCCGCCAACAGCAAUAUUAAAAAGUGGACAAUAGCUGAUUCUCUGGAAUGCAUGCCACGCUUCAAAGAGGACAAGGACCCUGUGCUGGUGUAUCUCUCUCAUGUUAGUCUUCUGAGUCUGCCUGAGAAAGAGUUGUCAAAAGGAGACGAGAACGUCAAGAACAGCAAUUGGCCAUAUAAUGGCAAAAGUGUUGAUGCAGGCCAUGAUGAUGCAUCCCAUGAUUCUGAAUCCUUUGACUCAGAGCAACAGAAUGAGUCUGUGCCUUAUGCUACAGUUGUCUUUGCUGGGCCAUAUCGACACCAGCCUGUGCCUCCACCAGUUUACUUGCGCUCAGAGUCCACACAACCCCUACUGGGGGAGGAAGAACCUUCUAGUCCUCGUCCAUAUGAAAAAAUGACCACCCAGGUCAAUCUUCCUGAUGUGGACCACUUUUCAACAUUUCAUAAGAUAUUAGGUGCUGAAGAAGAAAAAGCUUCACUUUGGGUGGAUUUUCCUAUGCUCAGGUCUUUGGAAGCGAACAGUAAGACUUAAAUGCAAUCUGUACAUUCAUACACAGCCAGAAAAUGGUGUGGUUAUGAAACUGGUUACAUUUUUCCUCAGUUUGGAGCUAAGGUGGAAUACAAUGACUAUGUUGUAAUCUUUUUGUAACAGAGACAUACAUAGUCAUAUAUUGCAGCAGUCUGUGACAUUGUGGUCCUAUUCCUUAGCACUUAAUAAUAUGAGGGAACCAGUAGGGUGUAAAAGAAAAACUAUUAACAUUCACCACCAUAUUAUUCACAUGGUAAUGUCUGUUAGUAAUAGAUACAUGAGUAAAGUGCUAAGUAAGAUUUGGUUAGGUAGCCAAAUUGCAGCAAAAGACUAUCUCUAUCACCAUUAAAAUAUUGUCACUUUUGUACAUGACUAACAUGAUUGGCUAAGUCAUUCAAUCUGUCCAUGUACUGACCUAUAAAAUGUGAUUUAAUGAUUUAAUAAUCCAAAUUAAUUUUGACUGAAGAAUAAAUUAGUCUUCCCACUGUGGCAUGCUGAGAAAUGGAAGCAUAAUUUAAACUAGGCAUUUCAUGAUUUAGGCAUUAUACUUGAUUGAGUUUGUGGGUACUCUGUGCCUCCUUUUUUUUGUGCAGCAUUGUUUUGUCACACUUUAUAUUCUAAGACUCCACUAAAAUAUCAAAUUCAGCCAAUCUUGACAGUCAGUGGUGCCAAAUGGAUAGUGAGGUAGAAUGGCAACAUGUAGGAGACAAUGUGAUAGGAUGUAAAAUAAUACUGCACAUUUUUCUUAAUAUUUUUAAUACUUGACAUUGAAAAAAUUAUAAUUUGUGAAAGAAAUAACUAUUCACAGAAUGCAUUAUAGUGUCUUAUAAAUGUGGUUUUAUAUGUUCUAUCUCAAAGAACUACAAGUAACAACACUUUUUUCCAGCUGCGACAGCUGUGAACAGUUGGCUCUGAAAAUAUUUACCUGCUUGUCCUUCUAGGUCUUAUUGUAGUCUUUGACUCAGUACAGUACACUUGCUUUUACUCCUUUGGCUGAUGCGCUUUCUUCAAAGCAACUUACAAUUGAGACAGGAUACAAAUUAUGCACUUAGGGGUUAAGGGCUUUGCUGAAGGACCCAACAGUGGCAGCGUGGAUGAACCAGAAUUUGAAAUCAUAAAUCAAACAGUUUCCCAAAGUCUUAACCACUGAGACACCACCACAGCCAGACAACAAUGGACCAUGAUAUUAUGUGACAUAGGUUUGAAAAAUGUAGUGUAUGUGAUUGAUUAUCAGUUACUCAAUGUAAAUAAUUUUUUUAACUAUUUUCUACAACUUUAUAUUUUGUAUAAAGUUAACAUAUGGUGCUAAUCAAGGCUCUGUACUAGGGCCUUUUCUGAUUUCAGUCUAUUUCUGAUUUCAUCUGCUAUUAUGGAAUAAAUAUCCAUUGUUGUGCUAAUGAUAUACAAUUACUGUAUGUUGUUGUUUUUUUUUCUGUUAAGCCAGAUGAAUGUGUAAAAGAUAUUGGAGUCAUUGUUUUGUUUGUUUUUGUUUUUGUUUUACUCAUGAUAUUCAUUUUCUUAGAAUUAAUGCUAAGACUAAUACUUCCUGUUAGCAUAAAUGGUUUAUCACUCUAAUAUGUAAGUGUGACAUAAUACUUCCUGUUUAUUAAAUUCUUAGGAUGCAUAUCUGUUUUUUGUCAAUUAGAGUAAAAAUGGUCAUGGGGGAGUGGGGAAUCAAUAUUUGAGAUUCAGAUACUGUAAGUCAGUGGAUGUCCAAAGGCCAAAUGGGGCCUGCAGGCAGAUGUUAACUGGUCCACGGCUUCUACUGAUUCAUAUUAUGUAAAACUACCUUGUGAGACUUAUCUAGUACAAAGGCUAGAUAAAUAAAGUUGAGUUGAGUUCAGACUGGUUAAACUUAUCUUGCUCUAGACUUGGA
Neoarius graeffei (lesser salmon catfish) is the source of this 4571-nucleotide messenger RNA. RefSeq names its product colony stimulating factor 3 receptor (gene csf3r). NCBI's taxonomy places the organism in Eukaryota, Metazoa, Chordata, Actinopteri, Siluriformes, Ariidae. The transcript is spliced from 17 exons. The record is from RefSeq and is a predicted model, not a curated record. Gene Ontology annotation, cellular component: external side of plasma membrane. Gene Ontology annotation, molecular function: protein binding; cytokine receptor activity. The coding region runs from base 191 to 2698 and encodes 835 amino acids. Gene Ontology annotation, biological process: cytokine-mediated signaling pathway; immunoglobulin mediated immune response.